CAUUUUUUUAAUUUCAUUGUGAAAGUAUCACAUAAUUGAUUUCUUUGAUAUUUUUCGGUUAAAAAUGACAAAAAAAAUGACAAAAACACCGGCAAUCGGAAUUGAUCUUGGUACAACAUAUUCAUGUGUUGGUGUAUUUCAACAUGGUAAAGUCGAAAUUAUUGCUAAUGAACAAGGUAAUCGUGUCACACCAUCGUAUGUUGCAUUUACCGAUACUGAACGGUUGAUUGGUGAUGCUGCCAAAAGCCAAGUUGCUAUGAACCCAACUAACACUGUGUUCGAUGCAAAACGUUUGAUUGGCCGACGAUUUGAUGAUCUGACAGUACAGACAGAUAUGAAACAUUGGCCAUUUACUGUGGUCAAUUAUGGUGGAAAGCCCAAGAUUCAGGUUAAAUAUAAAGAUAAAAGAAAGAAGUUCUUUCCAGAAGAGAUCUCAUCAAUGAUGUUGACCAAGAUGAAGGAAAUCGCCGAAGCUUAUCUAGGAAAGACCGUCACUAAUGCUGUAAUCACAGUUCCGGCAUAUUUCAAUGACUUACAACGUCAGGCCACCCAAGAUGCCGGUACAAUUGCUGGUUUGAAUGUUUUUCGUGUCAUUAGUGAGCCAACGGCUGCCGCAAUUGCUUAUGGUCUACACAAGAAAGUCAAAAAAGAACAAAAAGUAUUGAUUUUUGAUCUUGGUGGUGGUACGUUCGAUGUGUCCAUCUUGAUCAUCAAGAACGGUAUUUUCGAAGUGAAAUCAACUGCUGGUGAUACCCAUUUAGGUGGAGAAGAUUUCGAUAACCGAAUGGUCGAUCACUUUGUUGAGGAAUUCAAACGAAAACACAAAAAGGAUUUGACCAGCAAUAAACGUGCACUUCGUCGCCUCAAAACAGCUUGCGAACGAGCCAAACGAACUUUGUCUUCUUCAACACAUGCCUCAAUCGAAAUUGAUUCAUUGUUCGAAAGCAUUGAUUUCUGUUCGACCAUCACCCGUUCUCGCUUCCAAGAAUUGUGUGCGGAUUUAUUCCUUUCGACAUUGGACACAGUGGAGAAAUCGCUUCGCGAUGCCAAAUUGGAUAAAUCGCAAAUUAAUGAAAUCGUAUUGGUUGGCGGCGCCACUCGUAUUCCUAAAAUUCAAAAAUUGUUGCAAGACUUUUUCAACGGUAAAGAACUGAACAAAUCAAUCAAUCUCGAUGAAGCUGUAGCUUAUGGAGCAGCUGUUCAGGCAGCCAUCCUUAAUGGUGAUCAAUCGAAAAAUGUUAAAGGUCUUUCGCUUCUCGACGUUGCUCCUUUGUCAUUGGGUAUUGACACAAAAGGUGGUAUCAUGUCAACAAUAAUCGAACGUAACACUGCUAUUCCGACUAAACGAACAAAAAGAUCUUAUACCGUUGGAGAUGAUCAGUCUAGGGUACCGAUUCGGGUCUAUGAAGGCGAACGUCCCAUGACCAUAGAUAAUAAUUUAUUGGGCGAAUUUACUUUGGCUGGUAUUCCACCGGCUCCACGUAAAGUUGAAAAAUUUGAUGUUACAUUUGAUAUUGAUGCAAAUGGUAUUUUAAAUGUAUCGGCAAUAAAUCCAAGUACAGGCAGACAAAGUGCAAUUACAAUUACAAACAAUAUAGGUCGCUUAUCACAAAACAAUAUCAAUCGUAUGAUCAAUGAAGCUAAAUUUUAUAAACAAGAAGAUGAUAAGAAACGUGAACGUAUUGCAGCCAAGAAUUCAUUGAAAGAUUAUCUCUACAAAUUGAAAAAGGAAGCAUUUGAAUCUAUGAUUCCGGAACAUCGUAAAAAAAUUAUGAAAAAAAUUAAUGAAGUAUGUAAAUGGUUGGACGCUAAUGCUUUGGCUGAAAAAGAUGAAUUGCAUUGCAAACUUAAAGUUUUGGAAGAUGAAUACAAUUUAAUCAUUAAUAAUCAAGAAAGUGAACAAUCUUUAAUGAAUCAACAAGCUUUAACUGAUGAUGAAUCAAGUGGAUAACAAUAUUCUUUGGUUUUAUUCAUUGUAUUAGCAUUUUAUUAUUGGAAUCAAAUAGCGGAACAGAAUAUACCACGACAAAGUGAGGAUUUUUGAAAAAUCAUUGGAUAACCAAAUGGACAUUGCCAUGAUGUUUUUAAUUUAUUAGCUAUAAUAAUUGCCACAUUCAUUUGGUUAAUCAUACGAAAAUUAACAGCAAAAUAAAUUUCGAUUUAAAUGUUGUUUUUCUCUCAAUUUCUUGAUUUGAAUCAUGUUUAAAUAAAAUUGUUUCAUGAGCUAUUCAUAUAGAUAAUAACAUUUCUUACCAUCCUGUUUAUACAUAUCAGCCGAAAAAAAUUAAAAUUUUUUG
Molecule: messenger RNA, 2297 nt
Organism: Dermatophagoides farinae (American house dust mite)
Lineage: Eukaryota; Metazoa; Arthropoda; Arachnida; Sarcoptiformes; Pyroglyphidae
Product: heat shock cognate 71 kDa protein
Molecular function (GO): ATP binding; ATP-dependent protein folding chaperone
Source: RefSeq, a predicted model, not a curated record